CCUGAGACCGAGCGGGACCCGGAGGCGGGGCCGCGCGGGGCCUUGUAGGCCGCGCCGGGAAGUACCGGCCGAGAGCGCGGGAAACGCGGCGGCGCGCGAGGGACGCCGCUACUGCGGGGCGGGGGUUAGGCAGCCCGGCCGGCCGAUCGAGCCUCGGCUCUGCAAUGCGAGCGCGGUCGGGUCAGGCAGACCGGUCCCGCAAGGCCCCGACCCGAUGAGACUCGUUCACCCACAGUCCCGGCUGUCCUCGGGAGGAGAGGGAGGCGAGAAGUUUAUUCUAGAGUCUCUGAAAACCGAGGUUCCCAGCCUCUUCACACACUCGCGCGCGCUCCCGGGUUAG
Rangifer tarandus platyrhynchus (Svalbard reindeer) is the source of this 340-nucleotide messenger RNA. The record is from the annotation of a GenBank genome assembly. Lineage: Eukaryota; Metazoa; Chordata; Mammalia; Artiodactyla; Cervidae.